AUGGCAGAGGUCGGGCUGAGGCUGGGCGGCGGAGUUUACCGACUGUCCGCCCUGAGGACCAGCCACAGUCGACCCGUGAUCCCCGGCCGAGGCCCCGGGUCUCUGCCGGUGAUCUGCCCCGUCAGUGAGAGCCGGAUGGAGGGGGAGUCCGACCGGGAUCCAGGUGAGGAUCAGCCGGUGUCGGAGAGCAGAGCUGCAGGACACAGCUCAGAGAGAGUUCACAGAGGGAGGAGAAGUCAACAGCAACAGGAUAACAGACGUUUGCUCUGUCCAUUGUCUCUGGAGCUGGAUUCAUCACAAUUUGUUGGGUUUGUUCAUACAAGAGUGAGGGUCCAGGCUCAGAAACCAAGUCUGUACCACCCUGCAGGACCACUUCCGCUCCUGCAGGAGAAGCUGCUGCCUUGUAGGAUGACCCCCUGGACCAGAGGAGCUGUCUCCACCCGCCCUGACACCUUCAGGUCUCAUCAGCAGCUCCGAGCUCUCUGCACUGUCAUCUUCAUCCUGGCGGAGCAGGAAUCAGAGAGGCCAGGCUGUGCACAGAGACUGAGACGACUGAAACUACAACCUAACCCAUGCACAGCAACUAGGAGCUACAGCUGGAGGAGUGACAGAAGCUCCAAGGAUGCUCCUCUGCACAGAAGCAGGACGGCCUAUUACGAUAUCCUCAAAGUGACCCCUGGUGCCACUCAGUCCCAGAUCAAGACAGCCUACUACAAGCAGUCCUUAAUUUACCACCCCGACAAGAACCAGGGGAGCAAGGAGGCCUCCCAGCGAUUCACUGAGAUCAGUGAGGCUUACACCGUGCUGGGCAACACCAGCCUGAGGAUGAAGUACGACCGGGGCUUCCUGAACCAGGCAGACGUCCAAAGUGCAGGACGACCGUCGGUCAAAGAUGCGGCGAGCAGAUCCACUGCCUCCUCACAGCAGAGGCAUCAAGACACAGCCAGGAAGUUCUCCCAGGCCAGAGGGAAGACCAUGUAUGAUUUUGACGCCUUUUAUCAGGCUCACUACGGCGAGCAGCUGCAGAGAGAGAAGGAAAUGAGAGCCAGGAAGGAGCGCAUGGAGGAGCAGCGGAGGAAGAAUCUGGACAGGUGGAGGCAGGGGAAGAUGUUGGAGAUAAGUGUAGUGAUGCUGCUGGCGCUGGCUGGGAUGUUAUUUGUGAAUCUCAGCAGGCCCUGAAAUAGAAGCAGCGAGCGCACGUGGCCCUCUGGGGUUACAUGUUACGACUCCGGGGGGGAAAGAUGGAGGGGGCUACCUCUGACGGUUUUGUUGUGUUGCACAGUUUCUGACAGUGGAAGAGGAUUAUGUUGCAGGAGGAAAUUCAAAAUGUAUCGCAACAAGUUAAGUUCAUUAAAGUUCUUAAUGUUAAAAAAUCAUGAGCCCACUUGAACACAAACAGGUUUUCAUACUGUAAUCAUUCCACCUGUUCACACCGGCCAUUAGGACAUCCCCUCCUGAUGUUAAUUUGCAGCAAAGAUGAUGCUGCAGCAGUUUGUGUUGGACAAAUCCACUGGUUCAAGGUCUUUUUGUUGAAUACAAAAAGUCACUUUGUUUUAAUAUGUCCACUGAAGCUCAGUAUGUAAACAACCCAGGGGAAAAAAAGUAUGACUUUCAAAGUUAUCAUUUGAUCUGUCCAACACUGGCUGACUAAGCCUCAUACAGCUGUCAGAUAAACAUAGUAGCACAGAAUAAUGACUGUGGAUUGUAUCUUCCAUCACUUGCACACAAAUGGAUAGGAUACGAGAACUGUAAACACAUUUUACAAACACCUACCUAGAAAUGUAUUAAAGAUUUUUAAUAAUUCAAAUAUAACUAGAAAUUUGAAAUCUGCCCAUCACAUAGCAAAAUGUAAAAUUAUUUAUUCCUGCGUUAAUUUUGAGCAUGUAGCUCUUUUUCAAAUGCACCCUGUAAAUUUUAUAUUUCAUUUCUUUCAAACAUUUUAUCAUAAAACUGGUGAACACUUGCCCCCAUGCUGCAACCUCUGCUGGAGAAAACCUGCUUAUGUAAAAAGUCAACUACUGUUUUAACAGUUGUUAAAGUGCUAUGUAAACCCUUUGAUUGAUUUACAUUGAUUAACAGGUGAAAAGUGAUCAAUCUGAAGCUGAACAACUUUCUUGGAAGCUUCAAUCUGUUCAUCCAAACACUGCAUGAGGAUGAGAAGAAUUAACUUUACAUGCUGGACAGCGCACAAUACCUCCUCACACUGGUUCUUCAAUGUAGAGGUUACUUUGAACUGAAGAUCGUUUGCUAUUUAUAAACACUUUGGCCUCUUUCUACAGGUAUUUAGGUACCAAUCAAUGUAUGUAAUGCACAUACAGGAUGCCACAUCAUGUCUGAUAUGUUAUUAGAAAUGUUUAUUUUGUCUUACAGAAAGUGUAUUUGAGCAGAUAUAAUAAAAUUGAUUUAUUUUU
Molecule: messenger RNA, 2411 nt
Organism: Limanda limanda (common dab)
Lineage: Eukaryota; Metazoa; Chordata; Actinopteri; Pleuronectiformes; Pleuronectidae
Gene: dnajc30b
Product: DnaJ (Hsp40) homolog, subfamily C, member 30b
Exons: 1
Coding region: 1-1179 (392 amino acids)
Source: RefSeq, a predicted model, not a curated record